Messenger RNA from Symbiodinium natans, 1260 nucleotides. NCBI's taxonomy places the organism in Eukaryota, Dinophyceae, Suessiales, Symbiodiniaceae. The record is from the annotation of a GenBank genome assembly.
AUGAACGUGACCCUCAUCCGCCGUCCAGCAGAGCAAGUGCAACUACUAGAGGACUUGGAAGACUCGCAUCAUCCUAAAAGAGUCCUGCGUGAAGCACCCCGCUCUGACCGCGAAGUUGUGUUGACCGCCGUAAUCCGAGAUGCGUCAUGCAUCGGACUGGCAGACAAGACGCUGCAAGAAUCCCGCGAGUUCGCGCUAACUGUGGCAAGACGGAAUGGAAUGGUCUUGAAGUUCUGCGCUGAACUGCAGGACGACCCUGAAGUGUGUAUGGCAGCAGUAAAGCAAGAUGGCUUUGCUUUGCAGUAUGCAUCUGUAGCCUUGCGCGGCAGCAAACCGUUGGUCUUGGCAGCUGUGGAAAAGGAUGGGUUGGCUUUGGAAUUUGCAACCUCAGAGUUGCAACAGGACAAGGAGGUUGCGCUCGCCGCCCUCGAGCAAGACGCCUAUAGCAUGGACUUCGUCGGGGAUUGCUUGAAGGCAGACCGUGACUUUCUGCUUUUUGCGGUGUCUGUGAAUGGACGAGUUCUGGAGCGCCUGGGCGAGGAUUUGCGGCGAGAUGAGGAGGUUGUACUGGCAGCGGUCCAGGAAACCACAAGCGCUCUGCGCUUUGCUCAUAAUGCACUCCGACAUUCUGAGAACUUCGUUCUGACACUUUUGAAGCGUCACCUCUGUAAGCUUCACUAUCCAGCCGAAGAGCUUUGGGCCCGCAAGGAUUUCGUGUUGCAGGCCGUAAGAACUCACAGUUCAGCUUUGCAACUGUCAGUGCCGAUGCUCCGUGAAGAUCGGGAGGUUGUCAUGGCGGCUGUGCAGCGGCAUGGCUACAGCCUCCAGUUUGCCUCCCUUCAGUUGCGAGGGGACCCAGAGAUUGUAAUGUGCGCAGUUCGACAGUACGCCAAUGCUUUGGCAUUUGCCUCUGAUGAGCUAAAAGCAGACACAGCGAUUGCAACGGCUGCCAUAAGCAAGAAUGGCUGUGCACUGCGUUUCGCGGCCCCGGCGCUGAGGGCAAAUCGAAGCUUCGUUUUGAUGGCGAUCCGGAACAGCCGGGGAUGCGCCCUGCAGUUUGCGGCGAAAGAACUCCGACUUGACGAAGCCGUUGUGCUGCAUGCACUUGAGAGUGACUUGAGUGUCCUGGAGAUUGUGGAAACAUCCCUAUGGUCAAAGUCCAGCUUUCUCACCGAAGUUAUGCGAAGGCACGGCCACCAUGAGCAUGUGGCUAUUUUUUUAGGACAGCCAUGCAAAAGACCUCGGCGUGCUUUCGAGUAA